AUGGCAGUUUCCACGCUCAACAUGACGCCCUACUUCACCGGAUAUUCCUUCCAAGGGCAAGGUCGCAUGAAUCAGCUUGGAGGAGUGUUCAUCAAUGGUCGUCCUCUUCCGAACCACAUCAGACUGAAGAUAGUAGAAAUGGCAGCAGCCGGCGUCCGGCCCUGUGUCAUCUCCAGGCAGCUUCGUGUCUCACAUGGCUGCGUCUCCAAGAUUCUCAAUAGAUACCAGGAAACCGGUUCCAUCCGACCUGGUGUCAUUGGGGGAUCAAAGCCCAGAGUAGCAACGCCCGAAGUGGAAAAUCGGAUCGAAGAGCUGAAGAGACAGAACCCAGGUAUAUUUUCCUGGGAAAUUAGAGAUAAACUUAUAAAAGAGGGCAUUUGUGAUAAAAACACUGCACCGUCUGUCAGUUCUAUUUCGAGGCUUAUACGAGGAGGCAAAAGGGACGAAUCAGAUCCUAGAAGAAACCAUAGUAUUGAUGGUAUUCUAGGUCAAUCAUCAUGUGAAGACUCAGAUACUGAAUCGGAGCCCGGUAUAACUUUGAAGAGGAAACAGCGGCGAUCCAGAACCACAUUCUCUGGAGAUCAGCUCGAAGCCCUGGAGCGUGCCUUUACUAGAACUCAAUAUCCCGACGUUUAUACCAGAGAAGAGUUGGCACAGAAAACUAAACUGACUGAAGCGCGAGUUCAGGUAUGGUUUUCGAACCGAAGAGCACGACUUCGCAAGCAGUUGAAUUCGCAACAAUUAAGUGCGUUCAACACUAUGUCCUUACAAAGCGCAUUUCCUCCCGUCCAUCAGCAAUACGAAACUACUUCGUCAUUCAACGCCCAAUGUGCAUCUUGGCAACAGUCGUAUGGCUCUUUGGGUUCCAGUUCCGUGCUGAACUCAGCUUUAGCUCCUUCUUUACAUCAAUCUGCUCUCUCCGCACCUACUGUAUGUCAGUCUUCCUUAUCAUCGUCUUUACAUCCGCCAACGUCGAGCUCUUUCUCCUCUGGAAAUCUAACUCCACUAUCUCACUCAUCCGAGAUCCCAACACCACUUCAAGCAUCGGCUGACGCUACUCCGCCGAGUUCAAGCCCGAUUGCAGCAAGUUCUCCCUCCAUUACAAACCAGACCAGCGGUUUAACAUACCAACACCCGACUUAUCAAAACGCGAGCGAUUCCAUACCUCAUCCUUAUGGCUACGAUUAUGGAAAACAAGAUCACAUGGCGGCCCAUAACCACUGGACAUCGAGACAACUGAGCCACUCGCAGAACAAGCUAGCAGAAGUCAGCGCCUGGCCUGAAAAUUAUAGUUCAUUCUUCGGAAGCAACGCGUCUCAUUACGUUUCUCACGCGCAUUCGCCUACAGAAGCUAAAUCAGGAUAUCCGUACAUCGGCCAACUUGGCGGUAUGGACAUGGGUCGGGUACAUUAA
This is a messenger RNA of Leptosia nina, 1413 nucleotides long. Lineage: Eukaryota; Metazoa; Arthropoda; Insecta; Lepidoptera; Pieridae. The record is from the annotation of a GenBank genome assembly.